AUGAAUCCGUCAAUGGGGGCCCUAGGCAUGCCCCGGCCCAGUAUGGAUAGCCCGCGGCAACAUCAACAAUGGCAUCACUCUCUACGAAGGACACCAUUGGAACGGCUCCCGAUCGAACUGAUCCAGAAAAUAUUCUUCGAAUGUCUAGAAAUUAAUCUCCCUCGCGCAUCUCUCCCCAUCGCCCUUGCCUUGUCCAACGAUGUCAUUCAUACCUGGCUCAUCCGCCUAGCCUUCAGCAGCAACAAUGAGUCGGCCCGAACUGGCUUCUUCACAAAGCCUUACCUCCCCCUUGACUACUUUUCCCUCUCAGCUUCGCAACGGGCUUCCCUUCAAACUGAAAUCCUCAAGUGCCGAUGGUGCACUUUACCUCUCAUGCGCAAAUGCCAGCGCGAGCAUGUGGAACAUGUUAUACGUGAAAAAUGCAAAUAUCUCAGAAUAUCUUGCGCCGAUUGCCAGAAAUUGGAAAAUCUCAAGCCAUACUGGGAAUCCAUGGACCGCUUCGACCCUCGGCCCCCUGGGAGCCGGGGCAGCGGUGAUCUCACCGUCGAGGCUCGGAUAUCCCAACCACCAAAUAUACAGCCAGAAAAUAACCCCUCGACUUCUACAUUCAUUCCCAUCACGCCCACGCCCGCUCCCAACACCACGAACAUGAGCAUUAUUCUGGGCGCUUCAGCUGCCAGCACGCACAGUGCCUCGCGCAAAAUAGCAAUCUGGUUCAACUCCGGCUCCGUCCAAAUCCGUGAACGAAGCCCCAUCUUCCAAGAGACAGAUGUCUUCCGCCUCCCCUCCUGUAGCACCCGUGAGCCCUGCCGGAUACCCGACCGCCUCCUCUGCCCACCCUGGACACCCGAAAAACUAGAAUUCCUAACCCUUCUAUCCACAGAAGCAUACAUCGACGAAAACGAACGGCGCGAUCGAUCCAAGGCCGUGUUACGGCAGGUAAUUGACGACCGUGACCUAGAGACCUUCAAGUACAUGCUCGGCAUGCACAUCCGCGCCAAGAACUAUGGGUAUCCGUUCCCGUGGCCGGUUCGACAGACGCAUUACCGGGCUGCUGCUAGAAUGGCAGAUCGGAAGGAUGAUGAUCCGUUCUUGAGGAUUUUGUUUACGGAUCGCAAGGGGGAGGUUCCGGCUACGGAUCAAAGUAUCAAGGCUCUCUUGGUGAAGUAUGAACAGAGGGAGAGGGAGAGGGAAAUCUUUGAAAGCUGA
This is a messenger RNA of Blastomyces gilchristii SLH14081, 1209 nucleotides long. RefSeq lists its product as uncharacterized. NCBI's taxonomy places the organism in Eukaryota, Fungi, Ascomycota, Eurotiomycetes, Onygenales, Ajellomycetaceae. The transcript has a single exon. Bases 1 to 1209 code for a protein of 402 amino acids. The record is from RefSeq and is a predicted model, not a curated record.